Lactuca saligna is the source of this 4086-nucleotide messenger RNA. NCBI's taxonomy places the organism in Eukaryota, Viridiplantae, Streptophyta, Magnoliopsida, Asterales, Asteraceae. The record is from the annotation of a GenBank genome assembly.
AUGCUUUCUAAACUUAAGCAUAGAAAUCUUGUCUCUAUCAUUGGGUUUUGUGAUGAGAACGGUGAGAAGAUCGUCAUAAACAAACAUGAGAUCCAUGGAAGUCUGUACGACUAUCUACAAGACCCGACCGUGACAUGGAUGCGAAGAUUGCAGAUAUGUAUUGGUGCCGCGCACGCUUUGAGUUACAUUUAUUAUGAUAAGCGACGUGAUUUCAGCAUCAUACACCGUGAUAUCAAGAGCUCCAAGAUUUUACUGGAUGAGCAGUGGGAAGCAAAAUUAUCUGGUUUUGAACUUUCCAUCACUCAGACAGCAAGUCGAAGGGACUGUCUUUGCAUUCCUGUGGAUGUUUGUGGUACGAUAGGGUACCGUGACCCAACAUAUGUUCAGAGUGGAUUCGUGACCCACAAGUCAGAUAUUUAUUCAUUUGGCAUUGUAUUAUUUGAAGUCCUGUGCGGAAAGCAUUGUGAUGAUGAUAAGUUGUUAGCUCCAUCGGCCAGAUCAUACUAUGAAGAGGGAAGACUAGAAGAUAUGAUAGAUCCGGUUCUAUGGAAACAAAUGGACCCAAAAUCAUUCAAAAUCUUUUCAGAAACAGCAUACUACUGCGUGAAGGAACAACGACAACAACGUCCAAAUAUACAUCAGAUUGUCAUACAACUUGAGAAAGCCUUGGAAUUUCAAUGGAAACAUCAAAACCCUGCUUUCAUAUCAAAGGCUCACUCUAUGGUUAAGGGCAUGACUUCCAAGAGCUUGAAGGGGAAAAACUUGAAACACUUAGAGAUCCCACUCAUUGAUAUACAAUUGGCCACCGAGAAUUUUGGUAAAACAUACCUCAUUGGGUCAGGCGGAUAUGGUGAUGUGUACAAAGCUGAACUUGACCAUUUUGAUAGCAAAAACUUGUUGCCAUUAGAAGAGAAGAAGACAAGGGAACAUGCCAAGAAGCGCUCCACUGUAGCUAUCAAACGCAUAUUGAAUAGAGAAGACAAACAAGGAAUACAAGGGUUCCUAGCAGAAAUUGAAAUGCUUACAAAUUGUAAGCAUCCCAACAUAAUCUCUCUUCUUGGAUUUUGCAAGGAAGGUGAUCAUAUGUUACUUGUCUACGAGCAUGCUUCUAAAGGAAGCCUUAGUGAUUAUUUGGGAAGCACCGGUGGUAAGUUGACUAAUCUUACUUGGGUGCAACGUAUAAAGAUAUGUAUUGAUAUUGCACGCGGAUUGAAUUACCUUCAUACCAAGAUAGAGGACGAUCGAAGGAUAAUACACCGUGAUAUAAAAAGCGAUAACAUUUUGUUAACUGAGAAUUGGCAAGCCAAGAUUGCUGAUUUUGGGCUCUCCAGAUUACGCAGUGUGAAAAAAAGUCAACAAGUGAACAAGACUCUCAAUACAGAAACUCUUGCAGGCACAGAUUUUUAUUGGGACCCAGAAUAUUUUAAAACGGAAAAUAUCAACGGGAUUGCACCUGUCGCAAGACGUCGCUUCAAUGAGGGAACAAUAAGGGAAAUGGUAGAUCCUAAGCUGAUGGAAGAAACUCAUGACAACAUUUUCACUUCAAGUAGAGGACCCGACAAAGAUUCAUUGGAUACAUUUACGAAAAUUGCAUAUCAAUGUGUGGCAGAAUCUCAAACUAACCGUCCAACAGCAGAAGUCAUAAUUAAGAAACUUGAGGAAGCGUUAUCUUUACAAGAAAACAUCAAGGACCACCUCAAAUUCUCACUUGAUGACAUUAAAACUGCCACACAAGACUUCAGCCAUAACAACUUGAUUGGUCAUGGAGGAUUUGGGGAUGUAUAUAAAGGAGAAGUUACACAUGCUAAGGGACGUUCUACUAUUGCUGCAAAGCGGUGGCAUGGGAGAUAUGAUCAGGGAGAACACGAAUUUUUGAUGGAGCUUCAAAUUCUCUUGGAGUAUAAACAUGAAAAUUGUAUUGGUCUUUUAGGCUAUUGCAACGAAAUGGGUGAAAAAAUCAUUGUUUAUGAGUAUGCUUCUAGAGGAAGUCUGGAUAGGUACUUGAAGGACAAAGGUCUUAUGUGGAUGAAACGGCUUGAGAUAUGCAUCGAUAUUGCAAGUGGGUUGGAUUUCCUUCAUGGAGGUGGAGCGGCACAAGAGCCGGUGAUACAUAGAGACAUUAAAAGCUCAAACGUUCUAUUAACCAAUGAUUGGAAAGGAAAAAUUUCUGAUUUUGGGCUUUCGUUAAUAAGUCCAUUAAAUAAGGAUAUUGACUUUGUCAUUGAUAAUUUACGCGGCACAAUAGGCUAUAUUGACCCACUAUACCUGAAAUUGGGUUUCUUAACCAAAGAAUCUGAUAUAUAUUCACUCGGCGUUGUUUUAUUUGAGAUAUUGUCUGGCAGAGAUGCAUUUGUUGAUUACAAUACGCAUGGGCAUCUAUCUGUAUUGGUUAAAAACAACUUCAAUGAAGGAAAACUUGAUGAGAUGGUGUUCGAAGGUAUAAAAGAACAAAUUGCCCCAAAAUCAUUGGCUACAUUUCAAAUAAUUGCCUACCAAUGCUUACAUGAUGAUAAUAAAAAACGACCAACAUCACGCGAUGUGCUACUACAACUCAAAAAGUCGUUGGAAUUCCAAGAGGACUACGAAAUAUGGGAGCGCAAAUUGCCCAAUGAUUAUGAACAAAUAUUUAAAAUGUCAAAAUUUUCGGAGAUCUACUCUACUGAAAAGAAAAAAGACCUCCACAACUUGCUCUCCAAAGGAAUCAUCCUUCAAAAAGGCACAGAGUGGUUUUUAGUAGGUGCUAAUGGAAAAAGAAAUCAAAUGAUAUCAGCAUGGAAGUUUUUAUACAAACAACGCCAGUCAUAUAAGUGGGGAUAUGUUCCAUACUCAAGGUUUCAAAAGGUAGCAGAGAUGCUAGAUUUUUCGAAUCUAAAGAUCAAAAUGAAGAUAAAAACUCAAUUAUUAUCUUCGGGCGUCAAUUAUGGGAUUCAUCUCAUCUUUAGAAUUUGUGGUCCAAGAAAAUCUCUAGCUAAGCAGAUGUACGUAAACCUUAAGUACAAAAAGGGGAGAGGGAGCGAAACCUUACAUGCAUAUUUCGCAACAUGGAGAGAAGAUGAUUGGAUGAUGAUUGAACUGUGUCGAUUCUCAAAUGACAAGGAAAAUAUUGACUUGGAGUUUCUGCUAGAAAGCCUUUCGCAAUACUAUUGUGGAAGCCAUGGCAUAUAUGUUGAAGGCAUUGAGUUUCGAGCCAUUGAUAAUGUGAAACAUGAAGAAACGGAUGAAAUACAAGAAGUGCAACAAGUACUGAAAUCAGACUCAAACAUGAAUCUCAUGCAACAAUUGCCAACUAACCUUGAAGAAAUAUUUAAGAGAUCUGAAAAUGAGGAUGGAGAUGAAAAGCUGUUUUUGCUCAACAAAGUGAACGGAAAGAAAUAUCUUAUGCUUUCUGCAAAGGCUGCUGUUUACAACUAUUCUGAUGUGAAGCUUUUCAAAACAAAACCAUCAAUUCAAUCCAGAUUUCUAGAGGUGAUUGAGCUUCUACCACAACAAGUACUUCGUAUCAAUUGCAAGAUUAAAAGUCAAAUGUUAUCACGAGAUACAGACUACACAUGUUAUCUUGUGUUCAAGCUUUCAGAAAAGUGUCGUGGGCUGCAUUGUCCUGUGAAAGUAAGAAAUCUACUUCAUCGGAACAAGAAAGAGGUUGAAAUUAUUUAUUUUAGAACCCCAAAUACAUGGAAUUUACAUGAUACUAAUCAAGCUCCACAACAAAGGCCAGAUGGAUGGAUGGAAGUUAAGAAGAUCGAGAUGUCCAUAUUCGAUGGGGAAGACUCCCAUGGUUGGAUCGACCGGGUGGAAUGCUACUAUGAGAUCCAAGCAAGAUUUCAACUCUCGUAUGAGGGGACCUUCGAGAAGAUGGCGAGGCAUUUGGGCGAAUUUCCGGAACAUGUCUUGGAAGGAACUUUCAUCAAAGGGCUAGAACCAGCACCCAAAUCAUCAAUAAGGGUCAUGCAACCCAAGGGUCUGACCCGCACAAUGGUAUUAGCGGUUAUGAUCAAUGAAAAUCAACACGAGGAUGAGACAGAAAAUUAUGGGGAAUUAGAAGACGAUCGAUCCACAAUUUCAUCAAUAUUUGGUUGCAGAACUUGA